Messenger RNA from Cynara cardunculus var. scolymus (artichoke), 1067 nucleotides. RefSeq names its product probable plastid-lipid-associated protein 8, chloroplastic. NCBI's taxonomy places the organism in Eukaryota, Viridiplantae, Streptophyta, Magnoliopsida, Asterales, Asteraceae. The transcript has 4 exons. The record is from RefSeq and is a predicted model, not a curated record. Bases 134 to 871 code for a protein of 245 amino acids.
GCCUCUCAUUGGCCGCAUAUCUGAUAAGCAACGAUGGUCGUGGUUCCACCACCACCACAUCUUCAACCAACCUGUACAUUCAUCGCCAAUUCGCCAUUGUUGUUGGUCUCCACAAUCUGUUACUCAAUCAGCAAUGGCUUCUUCUUCUUUCUCGGUAGUUUCCUUUUCAUCUGUUAACACUGAGCUAUCUGUUAUUCGACUUUCAAGUCGUCAAAAUUUAGUACCACUAAACCCUAGACGGCAAUGCCUUGGAAUUUUUCACCGUCUAGAUCGCAAUUACAGAUCCAUCAGUGCUUCGGUGUCAUCUCCGGUGCAGAAGGUAUCGUCGUCGUCAUCGCAACUCCCUCCGGAUGAACUUGCGGCCUCCAUUUUGUCGAAGGUUAUGCAAACAGAUCGAGGAGUUACACUGACAAGGGAACAACACAUGCAAGUAGCUGAUUUGGUUAGCGAAUUGAAUAAAUAUUGUGUAGAUUCACCUGUGAAAUGCCCCCUGAUUUUCGGAGAUUGGGACGUGGUGUAUUGUUCAAAUCCUACAUCUCCUGGUGGGGGUUUCAGGAGCGGAUUAGGACGCCUUGUUUUCAAAACAACUGAAAUGGUUCAGGCUGUUGAGGCUCCUGAUAUUGUGCGAAACAAAGUAUCCUUCUCUGCUCUUGGUUUCCUUGAUGGAGAAGUCUCAUUGAAAGGAAAACUGAUAGUUCUAGAUGAGAAAUGGAUUAAGGUGGUGUUUGAGCGACCCGAACUUAAGAUCGGAUCGCUAGAGUUUGGGUUUGGUGGUCAGAGUGAGGUGCAACUCGAGAUUACGUAUAUUGAUGAUAAGUUGAGAUUAGGGAAGGGGUCUCGAGGCUCGUUGUUUGUUUUCCAAAGGCGAUAGCCGACUUUGUAAAGAACAAGGUGAUCUAUGUCCUGUUGUAUCGAAUCACAUCGCUUUUUGGCAUGAUAUGAUUAUGUUGUAUAUAACAAAUUAAUGAACAUUUAUCUCGUUUAAUUUGGAUCUUGUUAUUGAAGAUGUUCUGAUUUAUGUUUGUCAAGACGAUGAACCACGGUCUGUUUGUUUGUAUUAAGUUCAA